GCCUAGGAGGGAGCGGGCCGCACGCGAGAGUAAACAGCCCCAGCCGGCAAAGUCGAGUUCCGGCCGUGUCGCGGUGCCGCCGGGCAGCGGCGGAGAGGACGCGGUCCUGAUCUUCGUCCGUGAGGUUAAAAUCUGGAUCGCGGUGCUAGGCCCCGGGGAACCCUCAGCGAGGCUCACCCUCUGCCCCCUCGCGGCGAGACGCCUCGCUCCCCGAGCUUCUCCCGCCCCCCGCGGGUCUCCUCCCACUGUUGAAAGCUGCCCGGGAAAGUGGUGGCGGGAGCGGGCCUGGGCCUGAGCGCGGCGUGGACCCGGCUGCGUGCUGCGAGGCGCAGGAGGAGGGUGGCCGACAUGACGGCCCCGGGUGAGAGCCCCCUGGAGCCGCUGUUGGAGACUUUGGAAGACCCUUCCGCCCCCCUUGGAGAGCAGACCGACGCUUACCUGACUCUGACCAGUCGCAUGACUGGAGAAGAUGGAAAAGAAGUCAUUAUGGAAAUUGAGAGAAAACUUUCUCGGCUAUUCAGAGUUUUAAAAAUUCACAUUACCAGUCAAAACUCAGACCUCAGUAGUGCUGCUCUACAGGCCUUGGGGUUUUGCUUGUAUAAUCCCAAAAUUACCUCAGGAUUAUCAGACACAGACAUUGAAGAACUGCUUUUAAAAUUGAAUGACAGUGUUAAGAGCUCAGACAAAAAUGUACGUACUAGGGCACUUUGGGUGAUAUCCAAGCAGACGUUUCCCACUGAAGUCAUUGGCAAAGUAGUAUCCAGUAUAAUUGAUUCAUUAGAAAUAGUAUUUAAUAGAGGAGAGAUGCAUUCUGCCGUUGUUGAUUAUGAAGCAUUAAAUGUCAUCAUAAGGCUAAUUGAACAAGCUCCAAUUCAAAUGGGAGAAGAGUCAAUUAGGUGGGCAAAACUCGUCAUACCUUUAGUGGUUCAUUCAGCCCAAAAGGUACAUUUGCGGGGAGCAACUGCUCUAGAGAUGGGAAUGCCGUUGUUACUUCAAAAACAGCAAGAAAUAGCAUCUAUCACAGAGCAGCUUAUGACUACUAAAUUACUUUCAGAACUCCAGAAGCUAUUUAUGAGUAAGAAUGAGACUUAUGUGUUAAAAUUGUGGCCUUUGUUUGUCAAACUUCUUGGGAAGACCUUGCAUCGAAGUGGGAGUUUCAUUAAUUCUCUAUUACAGCUGGAAGAACUAGGAUUUCGUAGUGGAGCACCCAUGAUUAAAAAAAUAGCAUUUAUUGCUUGGAAGAGUUUAAUAGAUAAUUUUGCUUUGAAUCCAGAAAUAUUAUGCAGUGCGAAAAGACUGAAGUUGUUAAUGCAGCCUUUGAGUUCCAUCCAUGUGAGAACAGAAACUCUAGCAUUAACAAAACUAGAAGUCUGGUGGUAUUUACUAAUGAGACUUGGACCUCAUCUUCCUGCUAAUUUUGAACAGGUGUGCGUGCCUCUGAUUCAAAGUACAAUAAGCAUCGACUCUAAUGCUUUACCUCAAGGCAGUUCAUCUCGUGUAGCUCCUUCUCCAGUUUUAAAUCCUAUGACUCCUAUACACAAAGGUGCUUCCCCAUAUGGAACUCCUGUAACUCCUCGGAUGAACUUGAGUUCAAAUUUUGGUGGAAUGGCCACAAUCCCCUCUAUUCAACUUUUGGGACUAGAAAUGCUGCUUCAUUUUUUAUUGGGUCCAGAAGUCUUGAGUUUUGCUAAGCAAAACAAACUCGUACUGAGCUUAGAGCCUCUUGAACAUCCAUUAAUCAGCAGCUCUUCUUUUUUUUCCAAACAUGCAAGUACACUUAUCACUGCUGUUCAUGAUAGCUUUGUUGCGGUUGGAAAAGAUGCUUCUGAAGCGGUUGUCAAUGCUAUUUGGAAGGAACUAAUUAACUUGAUGAAAUCAGUCAUUGAAUCAGGUAACAAAAAAGAGAGACCAGGUUCUGAAGUUUUGACCCUCUUACUAAAAUCUUUGGAAAGCAUAGUAAAGUCGGAAGUAUUUCCUGUAUCAAAAAUACUGGUCCUCAUGGAAAUUACAAUUAAAGGACUGCCCCAGAAAGUUUUAGGUUCACCAGCAUAUCAGGUUGCUAAUAUGGAUAUUCUUAAUGGGACUCCUGCUUUGUUCUUAAUUCAGUUAAUUUUCAAUAAUAAUCUCUUGGAAUAUGGUGUAGAAGAUGAAAGGUUUUUUCUUAAUCUGGAAACACUUGUAGGCUGUGUCCUUUCUGGUCCAACUUCACCACUAGCUUUCAGUGACUCUGUUUUAAGUGUUAUUAAUCAAAAUGCAAAGCUGUUGGAAAACAAGGAGCAUCUCUGGAGAAUGUGGAGUAUUAUAGUCACCCCAUUAACUGAAUUGAUUAAUCAGACCAAUGAAGUGAAUCAAGGUGAUGCCUUAGAACAUAAUUUUAGUGCCAUAUAUGGUGCUUUGACUUUACCAAUAAACCAUAUUUUUUCAGUACAGAAGUUUCCAGUGGUCACCAUGAAGACCUUACUUAGAACUUGGUCAGAAUUAUAUAGAGCCUUUGCCCGUUGUGCUGCUUUGGUGGCAACUGCGGAAGAGAACUUGUGCUGUGAGGAACUUUCUUCCAAGAUCAUGUCCAGUUUAGAAGAUGCAGGCUUUUCAAAUUUGUUGCUCUUAGAAAGGAUCAUUCAUAUUAUUACUGUAAUGAUUGAUUGCGUUGACUUCUCACCAUAUAAUAUUAAAUAUCAGCCAAAAGUUAAAUCACCGCAGAGACCUUCAGAUUGGUCCAAAAAGAAGAAAGAACCUUUAGGGAAAUUGGCGUCUUUAUUUAAACUUAUCGUGAGAGUGAUCUACUCUUUCCACACUCUGAGCUUCAAGGAAGUACAUUCUGAUACUCUUCUGACUAUUGGCAACUCAAUCACUGGUAUUCUUUCUAAUGUACUUGGACGUAUUUCUUUGCCUUCUAUGAUCCGAAAAAUAUUUGCAACUUUAUCAAGACCCCUGGCAUUAUUUUAUGAAAACUCAAAGCUUGAUGAAGUUCCUAAAGUGUAUGGUUGUAUGAGCAACAAGUUAGAAAAGCUACUAGGAGAGAUAAUUGCUUGUCUGCACUUCAGCUACACUGGAACUUACGACAGCGAACUUCUUGAACAGAUUUCUCCGUUAUUAUGCAUAAUAUUUUUGCACAAGAAUAAACAGAUUCGAAAACAGAGCGCUCAGUUCUGGAAUGCCACAUUUGCUAAAGUGACAAUGUUGACUUAUCCUGAAGAGUUAAAACCAAUAUUAAGACAAGCCAAACAGAAAUUUCUGCUUCUCUUGCCUGGUUUGGAAAAUGUUGACAUUAUGGAGGAAUCCAGUGGCCCAUACUCAGAUGGAACAGAAAAUUCACAGUUAAAUAUGAAGAUAAGUGGCAUGGAAAGAAAAUCAAGUGGAAAGAGAGAUUCUUUUUUGGCACAAACAAAGGAUGCAAAAGAAAAUAUGAAACCACCAGGCAAAUUGAAAUUAGAGUCGUCUUCUCCGAAAGCAAAGAGUGAAAUGCCUUUGGAAGAAGAAAAGUCUAUUGACUUUGUGUUUAUACCGUCUGAAGGAAAAGAAACAAAGGAAAGAAUACUAACAGAACAUCAGAAAGAAGUACUCAAAACAAAGAGGUGCGAUAUUCCUGCCAUGUAUAAUAAUCUGGAUGUUUCACAAGAUACUUUGUUUUCUCAGUAUACUCAUGAAGAGUCUGUGGAAGUUCCUACUUUAACUGAAAAAUCAAAGGAAGAUUCCACAGUGAUAUUUAAGGAGGAACAAAUGGAGAGUGACAUUGUCAUUCCUCAAGAUGUCACAGAAAACUGUGGUAUGGAUGAGCAUCCUGAAAAGGCUUCCCUUUCAAAUAAUGAGUGUGGUUCUAUUGAAGAAACCAGUCCAGACAUAUUGAGCAAUAAUAAUGAUGCCAGAAAGAAAGCUUUAAUUUCAUCAAAGAAGACACCAACUGAAUGUGCACCUAGUGCAGAAAAUACUUCUGGUAUCAGCGGUAGCUCAGUUUCUAAUGCCAUCAUUUCAGGAACUCUGCCACAGCCUACAAGUCGGAGGCAAACCUUUAUUACUUUGGAGAAGUAUGAUGGUUCAGAAAAUAGACCUUUUAGUUCAUCCCCCUUAAAUAAUAUGUCAUCAACUGUUACAGUGAAAAAUAACCAGGAAAGCAUGAGUAAAGCAGAUAUUUCAUCAAAAGCAAAGAAAAGAGAACUAGCUCUUGCAAAAUCUGACUCUGAAAAAAUAGUGCAUGGAAGUAAGAGAUCAAGUCGAAAGUCGAGUAAAACUGAACAAACAGGGAAUAAAAGGUCUAAACUUUUAAUGAGAUCUGAUCAGGAGAAAAAUUCUCAGGAAUCUGUUGAUGGCAUGGUAGCCUUAGAAAAUAACCCACCUGGUUUGCUUCAUCAAACAGAAUGUACAUUAGAUAAUAACCAUGCUCAUCUCUCUGAUUCUACAAUGGAGUAUGAGGGUACAGUGCUUAAACCAACAGUAGAAAAUGCAGUGUUAUUAGAAAACAGUACUGCAGAAGACAAAACAUUAGGAAUUAAUUUGGAAUCCAAAGAAAAUACACCUCCAGUUGUAACACCAGCAGAUCAAAUAGUAGAUGAGGAUAAUACUGUUCAGAUAACUCCUAGCCAAAAAACCCUUAGACGAUCCUCAAGGCGACGUUCAGAAAUAGCAGAGCCCGCUGCUGACAGCCAAGAGAAAGAAAAUCAUCAAAAAAAAGAAAGGCGUAAGGAAGAAGAAAAGCCUCUUCAGAAGAGUCCUUUGCAGGUAAAAGAUGACUUGUUACUUAAGCAAAAACUGAUUUCUGAGCAUACUCUCCAGGAAAAUGUAGAAAAAGGAACUAAUUUACAUGAGAAGACUUAUGGGGAAACCAGCACUAAUGCUGAAAUUGAUGAAAAUAAAAGAAAGCUAGACCUUGAAAAUAUUAAAUCUGAGGGCGAUGGUGCUCAGGACGUUGCAGAUAAGUCCUCUGAAAAACCAGUAAGUGGACGAACCCGGUAUCAGACAAGAAGAGCAUCCCAAGGUUUACUUUCCAGCAUUGAAAACUCAGAAUCUGAUAGUUCUGAGGCAAAAGAAGAAGGUUCUAAAAAGAAGAGAUCCGGAAAAUGGAAAAACAAAAGCAGUGAUAGUGUUGACAUUGAAGAUCAAGAAGAAAAAGUGAUAAAACAGGAAUGUAUAAACAUUGAAAACCAGACACUUGAUUGUAAGGCAAAUUCUGAGGUAGAAAGAGACAUAAAAUCUCAUAUUUGUGAACAAAAAGAUGAGAGUAACAUAACUCUUGAAGAUUCUACCGUAUCUUCAGAUUUAUUGCAAGUUUGUGAUGAUGUAUCAAAUACUUAUGAGGGAAAAAUCAAAACCAACAAGUGUGCAGAAUAUUCUUUUUCAAGCCCAUCAGUGCCAGAAUCAAAUCUAAGGACUAGAAAUGCCAGUAAGCGAUUACAAAAACGAGAUUCUAUAGAAAAUAACAGUGUGGGAGAAUCCUCAAAAAUAGGGACAUCAGACAUCUCUUUGCUUUCUGAAAAAGCUUUUCAAACAAUUGAAUGCCAGCAUAAGAGAAGUAGGAGGGUAAGGCGAUCUAAAAGUUGUGAUUGUUGUGGAGAAAAAUCACAAACUCAGGAAAAGUCAUUCACUGGGUUAAAGAAUACAGAAAAUUACGACGUGAAGGUCAGUGAAACAAGAAAGACAGAUGUGCAGACAGCUGUACCUGUAUCAGAAGCUUCUAAAGCUAGUCUGUCCUCGGAGGUAAAACUUAUAGAUGAACAUCAGGCUGUGAAUUUUCAUUUGGGUCUCAAGGAGGAGAAUGAUACUGUUAAUGAUUCAUUAAUUAUAUCUGAAACUGAAUUGAAUGAAGAUACUGUUCAAAACCCUCUUCCUUCUGAGGUAUUGAAUUUUGAAGAAGAAACUUGUGAUGCAGAUUCUGCAGAAGCAGUAUCUCUUGAAAGCCAAGAGCCGCCCAAUAAAAAAUGUAAAACUGUUGGCCCAUGUUUAGGUGAUUCCAGAGAUAAUUCACUAGAAUAUUCUACUUUGGAGAUUAACAAAGAAAAGCCAGAGGCUGUCCUGGAAAAGGAACUAACAAUAGAGAACAUUGCCAGUGUUGAAACAAAUGCAUGUGAGGCUGAAGCAAAGUUUAAUCCAGAAGUAGUAGAAGCUGUUGAAUUGGAUAUAGAAAGUGAUCAAUCUGAAACAGGCUUUUCUCAACAAAAGGAUGCCAAAACUGUUAAUUUUGAAGAGGAGGUAAUGGAGAUAAACAGUGAAAGAUGUGAUGAACCUGAAGCAGAGGCCGCCGAACAACUAAAUGCUGAAGAAAUAGUAACUAAAGAAUUUAAUUCUGAUAUUGGUCUUUCUGACGAUACCACAUCUGUAAAAGAGAGUGCUCAGGCAGAGAUACCUGAACAAACAGCAGUUGGGGAAUUAGAUGAAGGAGGGGAUAAAUCUAGUCCAGACUCAUCUGAAGAAAUAAGUGGUAAAAUGGAAAAUUACGAAGAGGCAGUGACUGGUGAGGUAAAUGCUACAGCUGAUCAAGUCAGUGAAACAGAGGACAGGGACUUGAAUACCAAAAUCUCUAAGCUUGCACAGGCCAAUGCAAAGACAUUGAAUAUGGAAAUCGACAGCUUUGUUUUCAACACGCUUGAGAUGAGCACUGAAGGAGGAAAGGUGGACUCUAAUAAAACUGAAACAAAUAUUGAACUUAGUAAGUCUGAAGAAACACCUUUAGAUGACAAUCAAAUGGUAGGAGGAAAUGAUGAAAUUUUACAAGAAGUUCACCAUACUUCAGAGAAAGUGGAGGGAACCUCACAGUCUCUGGCAUCUGAAACAGCCAUUUGUGAACUAAUAACAGAAGACAAUAAUGCAUCUCCUCAAAAAUUAAGGGAACUUGAUUCUUUACUUGUAUCAGCAAAUGGCAGUCCUAGUGGCAUGCAGACACGCUGUGUCUGGUCUCCUUUGGCAUCUCCAUCCACCAGCAUUUUAAAGAGAGGACUAAAAAGACCACAAGAAGAUGAGAUAUCGUCACCUGUUCACAAGGUUCGCCGUGUCUCCUUUGCAGAUCCAAUAUACCAAGCAGGAUUGGCAGAUGACAUUGAUAGGCGCUGCUCUAUCGUUAGGUCCCAUUGUUCAAAUAAUUCUCCUAUAGUAAAAAGUAUUAAAACUUCACCUACUGCACAAUGUAAGCAUAAUGCCACCUCAACCAAAGGAUUUCUGUCCCCAGGAUCACGUAGCCCUAAAUUUAAGAGCUCAAAGAAGUGUUUAAUUACAGAAAUGGCUAAAGAACCUGUCCCAUAUCCAACAGAAAGUGUUUACCCAGCUUUGGUGAACUGUGUGGCUCCAGUUGAUAUCAUUUUACCUCAGAUUACAUCAAAUAUAUGGGCAAGAGGACUGGGACAGCUCAUUAGAGCUAAGAAUAUAAAAACAAUUGGUGAUUUGAGUACUCUUACAGCGUCUGAAAUAAAAACUCUUCCUAUCCGUUCUCCAAAAGUGUCCAAUGUAAAAAAGGCUCUCAGAGUUUAUCAUGAGCAACAGGUAAAGUCUCGUGGACUAGAAGAGAUGCCAGUUUUUGAUCUUUCUGAAAAAACAGUAAAUGGAAUACAAACCAAAUCUCUCCCUUCUGAUGAAGAAAGACUUGCCUCAGAUUUAAUUGAUCCUGUUGCUUUAGAAACUCCAUUACCUAAAAAUCUUGUGGCACAGAUUAGUGCACUUGCUAUUCAGCUGGAUUCAGAAGAUCUCCAUAAUUAUUCAGGAAGCCAGCUCUUUGAAAUGCAUGAGAAACUUGGUAGCAUGGCAAACUCAAUAAUAAAAAAUUUGCAGUCACGUUGGAGGUCACCAGCCCAUGAAAAUUCCAUUUAGUAUCUUAUGAGGAAAUUGAAGGUUUUUUUGUUUUAUUUUUAACAUCACUGGAUAUUUUUGAUUCAUAAAAUAAGUUCUGAAACAUAGCACAAUUUCAGUCUGAAUGUUUGCAAAGUUGAUAAUAUUUCAGACCCUUUAUGAAGGGCUGUGACUUAUUAUAUAAGUUCAGUUUGUAAGUUCAUAUGUAAAAUUUUUGUUCAUACAACAUUUUCUUGGCUGCUAUGCAUAGUUUUUCCAAAAAAUUUAAAUACCUUACUGAAACAUGAAAGCAAAACCUAGAAGCGAAAGCAUUAUAUUUCACACAUCUUAAACUCCUGAAUAUUCUGGUGAAAUAUUCUUGUAAAAUACGUUAUUCUAAGUAAAAUUGAACAUUUUUAUUUGAAUUUUUUGCUGAACUGAUAAAAGGUGUUUAUACUUUAUUUUUCUUUUUAAUUUAUAUUUGUUGUGCCUGAGGUUUAAGAAAUUUGUUCUCUGUAGAACACCUCAAAGGAGAUGCAGAAGAGUUGGAAUGUUUUUUCGCAAAUGUCAAUUUUGGACAAAUUUCAAAAAGAAACACCAAAAGUUUUAACUUUUGGGGUUAAAAUGUUAAAUCCAAAUUAACUAAAAUUCCAUUCAUUUGCAUUAGCAAAUAUUUGUGCAACAGCAUUUGUGAAAAUGUAGUCAUAUAAGACAUACCCCAUUCAUUUUAAAAUGCACGACUUUGUACAUUAUGUAUAGAUUAUUAAAAUGUUUUUAAUUUAUAAAUUUCAGCCUUUGUUAAUGGCAUGAAUCUUUCUGCAGCUACUUGUGAAUACCUUUGUUUAAUAGAAACCUAUUUUGUAUAUAUUAAAUGCUGAGAUAUCAGCAUGGACAGUUAGAAGUGCUUUGUGGGCUUGCUGCAGAUGUUUGUAGGAUUCUGUAUCUACAAAUACAAAUAGUUUUGUACUAAGUAGUCUUAGUAAAAACAUGACUUUAUUUUCUAAAGGAACCAAAAUGAGUUAAAGUUAUAGAAAUGAGAAAGUGUUCCAUAAGAACUUUGCUGUUCAUACCCGUAUUAUUAUUAUUAUUAUUGUGUAUGUUUGUUUGGAUGGAGGGUAUCCACCACUAGAAAAUGUGCUUCAUUACAUUUUUUUUUUUUAAUGGAGAGUUAGUAUGACUAUUUUUGUUACAACUUGGACUAUAAGAAAUCUAGAAUUUAUCUGCUCUUUUCACCUACACCUAAAGCAAACUUGGAAGAAAUUUGAAACUGUUACUUUGAAAUAUGUAUGUUUUGCCUAGUUUAAAAGAAAGGGUGUAUAUAAUUAAAACAUUUGUAAAUUUUA
Hyaena hyaena (striped hyena) is the source of this 9092-nucleotide messenger RNA. RefSeq names its product replication timing regulatory factor 1 (gene RIF1). NCBI's taxonomy places the organism in Eukaryota, Metazoa, Chordata, Mammalia, Carnivora, Hyaenidae. The transcript is spliced from 36 exons. Gene Ontology annotation, cellular component: nucleus. Gene Ontology annotation, biological process: telomere maintenance. Bases 349 to 7791 code for a protein of 2480 amino acids. The record is from RefSeq and is a predicted model, not a curated record.